GUUGGUUGGAUUCCCGCGAGCAUCAGAUGACCGAGCCUUUCACGUCAACUCCGCGUCUUUCUCCCUCCUUCUCUGCUUGUUGGACAUGAGCUAGAGGGUCCUAGACUGCGACCUCCCCCCUCCUCCUUCCAGAUCCUUCCGUCCCCCCCCCCAGACAGCGGCCUCUGAUUCAUGAGCCUGCAGGAUGCGGCUGCGGUCCACGCACUCUCGGAGCGGCUCCUCAUAGCCUCGCACAAGGGCCAGGCCGAUAAUGUGGUGCAGCUCAUUAACAAGGGAGCCAAGGUAGCCGUCACCAAGUACGGCCGGACUCCGCUGCAUUUAGCCGCUUAUAAAGGCCACACUGAAGUUGUGCACAUUUUAUUGAGGGCUGGCUGCGACCUGGACAUUCAGGAUGACGGUGACCAGACAGCCUUACACAGGGCAGCAGUGGUGGGAAACAGUGAUGUCAUCUCAGCUCUUAUCCAGGAAGGGAGUGCACUGGACAGACAAGACAAGGAUGGUAACACUGCGCUGCAUGAAGUCUCCUGGCAUGGGUUCAGUCAGUCUGUCAAGUUGCUGGUCAAGGCUGGAGCCAAUGUUCAUGCCAAAAACAAGGCAGGAAAUACUGCCCUGCAUUUAGCUUGUCAGAAUGGGCAUUCCCAAAGUUGUAAGGUGCUGCUUUUGGGAGGAGCACGACCUGACAGCAAGAAUAAUGUAGGUGACACAUGUCUGCAUAUUUCCGCCCGCUACAAUCAUGUGUCCAUAAUCCGGAUCCUUCUGGGUGCGUUUUGCUCAGUGACGGAGAGAAAUCAGGCAGGGGACACAGCUUUGCAUGUGGCAGCUGCUCUGAAUCAUAGGAAAACGGUUCGGCUGCUGCUGGAGGCGGGCACAGACGGCACUCUCCGGAACAAUGCAGGACAGACCCCUCUGGACCUUGCAAGAGAACAUAACAACCCAGAAGUGGCUCUACUGUUGACCAAAGCCCCUCAGGUGCAGAGUUUUACCCGCGGCAGGAGCGUGAGGAAGAGGAGGGACAAACUGAGGGCCGAAGGGCGAGCGCAGUCUGUCCCGCGUGAUGAGAUGAUGCACUGUAAGGAAAGUGUGUCACCAGCAGACGACACCCACAGUAGCGAUCAAGUCGUGCGUAAACGCGGCGAACACAAGAGCGAAACCCCUGAGCCAACAGAGACAUGCCCCAAAAAGAAUCGCAACAAGAAACUCAAAGAGAAGCCCUCUUUGUCAGACCCCCUCUCCCGCAGAGAAAACAACCGUGGCGAAGCAGCACAGAAAAAAAAGAAUAAACCGCGGGGGUCGUCUCCUCUGGCUGUCCCUCCUCCUCACAGCUACAAGGCCUAUCAGCUCUACACCCUCUACCGCGGAAAAGACGGCAAGAUUAUGCAGGCUCCUAUAAAUGGCUGUAGGUGUGAACCUCUAAUUAACAAACUGGAGAAUCAGCUUGAAGCUACUAAGGAGGAGAUGAAGUCAGAGAUUCACACAGUUCAGGAGCUGAUGAACAGCAAGAUUGGCCAACUAGACCGCAAGAACAAACACCAGAUCCGGGCUCUGGAUAAGAUGACCUUGGAGCGAGUGUCGGCAGAGAAGACAGAGUGUCAGCAUCGUAUCGAGCAGAGAGCCGCGCUGGAGCGAAUGGAGGCGGAGAAGAAACAGGCUUCAGUAGUGAGUGAGCUGAAGAACUGGUGUCUGUCUAAGAUCCAGAAUAUGGAGAUGCGACUGGCUGGAGAACCUCGUCAGCCGAAGCUCCGGAGGUCCUCCUCUCUGGCGGAAAGUGUCAGCGAAGCUGAGCCAGAUGGGCACACCAGUCUGCCCGCUGUGCCUGGAGGCAGCGCUCAAUGCCUGGCAACCUCUACCCUACCUGACCCCACUGAUCUGGAGGCAGCGGCGGGCACAGAGGAUGGCUCUGCUAAUCACUAUUUUGUGGUUCAGGUGGACAGUUCUCCAGACGACAAACAGCACGCACACGAGCUCUCCGCCCAAACUCAGAACAAAUCCCUGCCUUCUUCUCCUCGGGUGGUCCGUCCAAAAGAGCGUUCCUUGCUCGGCACUGACCCCCGCAGGUUACCUGGGGAAGCGCAGGACCAAAAGCUACUACAACCGAAACCCAGAGGAAGCCGCACCGUUCGGGCCAGCAGCCUGUCCCCGGAGACGGAACGCCGCUGCAGCAGCCGGAACGACUGCGAGGGGGAUCCGGACCGCGACGGAGAGAGGUGCCGAGGAGAGAGAGGCAGGCACCAUAAGCGGCACUCCCAGGGCAAAGCAAAGGGCAAAGGGAGCUCAAAGACUCUGGAGGUGUUUGGGAAAAAGACGCCGGAGCCCACUUUCGCUCAGGAGCGGGAAAACAUGCACGCCCUGGAGGUGACGCAGUACUUUUUCGAGGCGGUCUCCACUCAGAUGGAGCGUUGGUAUGAGAGGAAGAUCAAGGAGGCCCGGUGGGAGGCAGACCAGAGGGCCCACGCAGACCGCGCCGCUCUUCUGGAUCGGAUCAGCUACCUGGAGGAUGAACUGAGGCUACUGAGGACUAGACAGAAGGAGGACAGCUAACGCUGUCGAAACCAGCGCAGCAGAAAACAAACAAACAAACAA
Chanos chanos (milkfish) is the source of this 2580-nucleotide messenger RNA. It is a transcript of the gene ankrd6b, whose product is annotated as ankyrin repeat domain 6b. The record is from RefSeq and is a predicted model, not a curated record. Bases 172 to 2538 code for a protein of 788 amino acids. Gene Ontology annotation, molecular function: protein binding. NCBI's taxonomy places the organism in Eukaryota, Metazoa, Chordata, Actinopteri, Gonorynchiformes, Chanidae. The transcript is spliced from 15 exons.